Messenger RNA from Neohortaea acidophila, 1104 nucleotides. RefSeq lists its product as uncharacterized. The transcript has 3 exons. NCBI's taxonomy places the organism in Eukaryota, Fungi, Ascomycota, Dothideomycetes, Mycosphaerellales, Teratosphaeriaceae. Bases 305 to 928 code for a protein of 207 amino acids. The record is from RefSeq and is a predicted model, not a curated record.
CCCAUCCCAUCUUCCCCUUCAGCACCGCACCCCUUCAUCGAACCAAGCGAGAUGGAUCAUAGCCACGAGGCCGAAGCAAUGGCUCCUCCUGCCAAAGUUCGGAAGACUGUAAAGUCCCGCCUCUCCCUUCUCUGCUUGUUACCAGCGCCAGUCGAUACUAAGCAAAGUGAAGCAGACUCAUACGCCUGCCACUGCAGCGAAGCCGCCUCUGGCCAAAGAUGAUGGCGACAUCUUGUUGAAGUGGUCUGAGCUCCGGGGCGAACAUGGGUUCUUUUCGGCGAAAUGUUGGUUGAAGGACCUUGCCAUGAUGAAGAAGGACAAUGCCGACAAGGGACCUCGUGCCAUAACCGUGAAAGCCGGCGCAACACCUGUCAAGAACAUACGCACCAUAUCUACCUUUCAUCCCGAUAGUCUCGAACGGCUCAUCGCUGAUCAUGCUCUGGAAUGGCUGAAGAAAGGAUUCAUCGAUGUUGAAGACGCGGCACAGAGGGAAGGCGUGGUGAAGAUUUUCGAACGAGACCUUGAUAGCUACCACGCCAAAGACUGCCUCGAAUGGCUAUGGAGUGAGUGCUAUGCGCUUGACGCGUUCUCCAAUCCCACGCCUCUUCUCGAGAUCCGUGGCAGAGCCCAUGCGGAUGCAGUGAUUGCUGCGCGCGGUGGUGUUAUUGAGGUGCUGUUGGACCGCGUACUGCUGUACGACUACGGCUGGAGCGAUCCGGAGUGCAUGGAGGGUGACGAGGAAGUAAAGUCGGAGCUUCAAUCUCCGAUUCGCUUCACCAUGCGAGGCCAUGCAACGAUUAAGACACGCAGUGGCACCCUCAAGACUUUGAUGGACGAAUUGGAGCUGGGAAAGCAGAACGAGGAUGAACUAAAGCUGGGAAAGGAAGAGGAUGGGGAAACGGAGGUGGGAAGCGAGGGCGAUGACUAGCUGGAUGGAGAUGCUAGGGUUUACAAUGUGCAGGAAGAUGAGGCAACGACUGAGUGCCGCAGUAAUGCGCCGCAUUCCUCGCGCCGUUUUCCCCUUCCCCAAAGCGAGCAUCGUACAUGUCACAUUGCAUCGGUGGGCUCAUCGAUAGAUCAGCUUCAGCAGUGAGAAUUGUAAAG